This is a messenger RNA of Pecten maximus, 648 nucleotides long. RefSeq lists its product as uncharacterized. Gene Ontology annotation, biological process: DNA integration. The transcript has a single exon. The coding region runs from base 1 to 648 and encodes 215 amino acids. The record is from RefSeq and is a predicted model, not a curated record. Gene Ontology annotation, molecular function: nucleic acid binding. Lineage: Eukaryota; Metazoa; Mollusca; Bivalvia; Pectinida; Pectinidae.
AUGAAGAAAUUGGCACGAAGUUACAUCUGGUGGCCUGGGAUCGAUAUGGACAUUGAGAGUAAAGUACAGGACUGUCAGGUACACGGUUCGAUUCCCGCGGUAGCUCCUCUCCAUCCAUGGAAUUGGCCUGAAAAGCCGUGGUCGAGACUACAUGUGGACUAUGCUGGUCCAUUUCUAGGUCAUAUGUUUCUCAUCAUAGUUGAUGCCUACAGCAAAUGGUUGGAGGUGUACCCUACAAAAGCAUCGACGUCAGCAGUGACCAUUGACAAAUUGAGAGAAUGUUUCUCUACGCAUGGUUUACCGGAGAUGGUGGUGUCUGACAACGGCCCAUGCUUUGUCAGCGAAGAUUUCGCAGCGUUCAUGUCUGAGAAUGGAGUCGUACAUGUGAAAACGUCGCCCCAUCAUCCUUCAUCUAAUGGUCUCGCGAAGAGGUCGGUCAGGAUAUUCAAAGAAGGCAUGACGAAGAUGCAAAAUACUGAAGGAAACCUUAACACGGAAAUUGAGCAGAUUUCUACUAGCAUAUCGGUCAACUCCGCACACUACGACAGGAGUCUCGCCUUCGGAGCUCCUAAUGGGACGUCGUGUCAGAACAAAAUUUUAUCUCGUCAGACCCGUGGUCAGAAAUCGUGUCAGGAAAUGUCAAACUAG